This is a messenger RNA of Patiria miniata (bat star), 1569 nucleotides long. RefSeq lists its product as uncharacterized. Gene Ontology annotation, cellular component: nuclear inner membrane. The record is from RefSeq and is a predicted model, not a curated record. The transcript is spliced from 8 exons. Gene Ontology annotation, biological process: homologous chromosome pairing at meiosis; meiotic attachment of telomere to nuclear envelope. The coding region runs from base 287 to 1087 and encodes 266 amino acids. Lineage: Eukaryota; Metazoa; Echinodermata; Asteroidea; Valvatida; Asterinidae.
UGUGACUUCUCUGGACUCGUACUCACGGACAACCAACACUUCAACAGUAGCACCGACUGAUCACCGGGUUCAUUUGAUCCGCACAAAAAAAAUAAGGCAGCAUAUAUAUUCGCUGUCUAAAAUGCCGGAAGCGCAGGGGGUGAUGGGAUAAUCCAACAUGGCAGCCCCCAUGGACCAGGCAGCAGAUGCAGGAGAGUGCAGCACAAAUCUUGGCGGUGACAUUAGCAAGUAAAUAAUACCUGUGGUGAAUCAAUUGAGCUCACAUCAGUUCAACAAAAUUGCAAGCAUGGACAAGCAAGCAGUCUUCAACAAUCUAUCGGCCUGGUUUGCAAGGAGUGUUUCACCUCGAAGAAAAGCACUCUGGGUGAAGCAUGGAGGCAGGCUUGUCAACAUUCCUGAUGCGCAGUUCAUUUUCAGUCAAGAUGUGGAGGACUGGGACACAAAAAGUUUAUUUAAGACAGAGGACUACCUGAUUGGAUGCCUGACUGUCUUCCACGCUGCUUUCAUCGACGCCUGUCUCAAGAAUAAAAGCGCCCAUAAAACAACCAUCAGCAAGUUUCUUCUUCUGCCUAAAGACAUCCCCAAAGUUCUGCACAGCGUCCUAAUCCCUGAGGAUCAAUCACAAGUGGAGAAUCCAACAAGAUCACCCUCUGGAUUAAAAACAGCCUGCACGGCAAGACUGAGCGAUAGGCACACUCCAGCAUUAACAGAUCGAAAUGGAGAAACAGCAGACCCUUUGCCAGAGGGAGUGAAUGAUGGAACUGGUGACAGGACGGGCAAUGGAGACAGAUCAGAUGUUGCUUCUACUGGAAACAGGACAGCUGAUGGUAGUGGUACACAGCAAGUAACAACACAUGAAGAACAGAAGAGGAGCAAAGAUAAAACUGGAGAAAGCAGAACCAAUGAGAGAGGCCGUCAUGCAAGCCGACAGUCCUAUGACAUGGAUUCAACAGGAUUUCCUGAUCUUCAGAAUAUGGACAUCGAUACGAUUCCUCACGUGAAAGAUUUGCCCAAGGUGUCUGGCCCCAUUGUGGACGUUGUGAUCGGCAAGAAUGGUUUUACUGUGCAGAAGAUCAGCAACACAUGAUUGAUGCAGAGCGUCCUAGGCAUUGUUAAACACCCUGAAAUUGUUGAUAUUAUUUAUUUUUUCCUGUCGUUUUGACCCCAAAGUGGGAUCAGCUUAUGAAUUAUUCAUUAUAGUUAUGAAUUAUUCAUGCUGUAGUUUGUUCUUUGUAUGAAUAUUCAUACAUCCAGUUUGUUCUUUGUAUGAAUAUUUGUGUAUUGAAUUUGUUCUUAUGAAUUAUCCAUACAUCCAUUCAGUAUUUUUUGUGAUAAAACAGAGUGCUCACAGAAUAUUGAAGGCGUUUUGAAUUUAGAAUUGAAUAAUAUUCAUAAGUAUCCAUUUAUUUAUAAUAAACAAUUCUAAUAUUAUAUUAGAAAAGAUGUAAAUAUUUGUAUUUAUUCAAUGUUUUUAGCAGUUACUGUAAAUGAUGUUUAGAAUUUGGCCACAUUGUGUUGCCUGUGACUGUGAAUUAUUAUUAAAAUUAAGUUCAACUCAAAGAAACCACU